Molecule: messenger RNA, 1881 nt
Organism: Helobdella robusta
Lineage: Eukaryota; Metazoa; Annelida; Clitellata; Rhynchobdellida; Glossiphoniidae
Exons: 13
Coding region: 1-1881 (626 amino acids)
Molecular function (GO): thiamine pyrophosphate binding; transketolase activity
Source: RefSeq, a predicted model, not a curated record
AUGUCAGACUAUCCGCAAAUAAACGCUUCCUUCGUUGAAACACUGCAGAAUAUUGCUAACAAGUUGAGAAUAUACUCAAUUACUUCCACGAAUGCCAGCAAUUCUGGACAUCCAACAUCAUGUGCCUCUGCAGCAGAAGUUGUGUCAACUCUUUUUUUCUAUGCCAUGAGGUACAAAUCUUCUGAACCGAGAAGUGCUUGCAACGAUAGAUUUGUUCUGUCAAAGGGCCAUGCAGCUCCAGUGUUGUACGCGGCGUGGGCAGAGGUGGGCCUGCUGGAUGUGAAGGACCUCAACAAACUGCGUACCUUAGAUUCAGAUCUUGAGGGACACCCAACUCCUAGGUUGAACUUCAUUGAUGUUGCAACAGGAUCACUGGGUCAGGGACUCAGUUGUGCAGCUGGCAUGGCUUAUGUUGCUAAAUACAUAGACAAAGCCAAGUACCGAGUGUUUUGUUUGAUUGGAGAUGGAGAAAGUGCUGAAGGGUCCAUAUGGGAGGCCAUCCACUUUUCAAGUUACUACCAUCUGGACAACCUGGUGGCAAUCAUUGACAUCAAUAGGUUUGGUCAGAGUGAGCCAACGUCACUGCAACAUGAUAUGGAAACCUACCAACAAAGAUUUGAAGCAUUUGGGUGGCAUGCAGAAGUCGUCGAUGGUCAUAAUGUUGAACAGCUAUGCAAAGCAUUCCUAAAGGCUGCAAACUUAAAGGGUAAGCCAUUCUGCAUUUUGGCAAAAACAUUCAAAGGAAAGGGAAUCUCAAGUAUUGAAGACCAAGACAAUUGGCAUGGCAAGCCACUUGGUGACAAGGCAGAAGAGGUUCUUGAGGAAUUGAAACAAAAAGUGACCAAUUGGGCACCACACAAUCUGAAACCUCUUUCCCCUUUGGAGAAUAUAACUGAAAUGGAAUUUGGUCAAAUAAAAAUUGAUGGAAGCCCUUCUUAUAAAAAAGGAGAAUGUGUUGCUACAAGGCAAGCAUAUGGCAAUGCAUUAGCUAGAUUGGGAAAGGUCAACAAUCGUCUAAUAGCCUUAGAUGGAGAUAUGAAAAACUCAACAUUUUCUAUGAAACUCAAGGAGGUCAGACCAGAUCAAUUCAUAGAAUGCUUCAUUGCGGAACAAAACCUUGUUGGGGUGGCCAUUGGUUGUGCAACUCGUAAUAGGUGUGUCACAUUUGCCAGUUCAUUUGCUUGCUUUCUCUCAAGAGCUUAUGAUCAAAUAAGAAUGGGAGCAAUCUCUCAAACAAAUGCCAACUUUUGUGGCUCUCAUUGUGGAGUUUCUAUAGGUGAGGAUGGGCCUUCACAGAUGGGUCUUGAAGACUUGGCUAUGUUUAGAGCCAUACCAACGUGCACUGUCUUCUACCCAAGUGAUGCUGUUUCUACCGAGAGAGCUGUUGAACUUGCAGCUAACACAAAAGGUAUUUGUUACAUAAGAACAAGCAGACCCACUGUUCCACAUUUUUAUGAUAACAAUGAAAAAUUUGAAAUUGGAAAAGCUAAGGUAUUGCGUGAGUCUAACUCUGAUCAAGUUACGAUUAUUGCUGCUUGUGUCACGUUGGUGGAAGCUUUCAAAGCGGCAGAUGAACUUGCAAAGUCAUCAAUUGGUGUGAAGAUCGUCGAUCCCUUCACCAUCAAGCCCAUCGAUAGAGACACCAUCUUGUGCUGUGCCAAAAGAACUGGAGGAAGAAUCUUGGUGGUUGAAGAUCAUUACCCAGAAGGUGGCAUUGGUGAGGCCGUAACCAGUUCAUUGAGAAUGGAAAGAAACAUAAUCAUCAAACAUUUAGCUGUGAAUGGAGUUCCAAGAAGUGGCAAACCUCAUGAACUACUGGCCUUGUUUGGCAUUGAUGCUCAGAGCAUAGUGUCUGCCGUCAAGGAAAUCAUCAAUCUUUAA